AGUUCUCAUAUUCUGUCCUUCUCCAGACGAGUCUUGAAUCCAAAGGUUCAUUGGUUUUUCUACGCUGAAGAAAGUCCACAAAUGAUGACUUUCUGGGACCGAUCAAUUGGGAAGAUUGAGUAUCAUCACUCCAUCACCUACCACUCUGAAGCAGAUAUUAAACUUCCUUACGGCAAAUACUCGCCCAGCCACUCUGAACAAGUGACGUCAACUGAGCGGGACUGGUCAGCCAAUAAGACUGGCCUGAUAGCUUGGAUGGCCAGCCAUUGUAAAUACACCUACUGGCCUCGCUUUGAGUUUGUCACCGAGUUGAAGAGGCACGUCCCCGUGGAUGUGUAUGGAAAGUGUGGAACUGCACAAUGCUUCCCCAUCUUUGAUGACUUUGCAAGGAAUUGUACACAUGUCUUGGCACGGUACAAGUUCUAUCUUGCACUCGAGAAUUCCGAGUGUGAUGAAUAUAUCACAGAGAAAGUUUGGGAAAAUGCCCUUGCCGAGGGAGCAGUGCCAAUAGUUUACGGAGGCAGAAAGGAAACGUACCAACGACUUCUACCUCCAAAGUCCUUUAUUCACAUCGGAGAUUUUAACUCGACCAAAGCCCUUGCAGCGUAUCUCCAACUCCUUCACUCCAACAACAGCUUGUACAACGCCUACCAUGCUUGGAGAAAAUACGGUAGUUUGCAAGCCACGCAGUACCCACCCUUGGACCCCCAGCUUUUCUGUAAAACCGUACCCUUCACAUUGGCUCCGCCCCCUCAGUUUAAAAUGGCAAAGAACAGCGGCUACUUCAAGAAUUGCAGAAGUUUGCCCGGAGUCCAUGCCAAGCCAGGUUCCUUAAAAUCGUUUGUUCCAUGGAAGUAGGCCUUGCAAUAUAAUAUCAUCAAGUGACCCUCUCCUUUAGUGAUUUCACUGGUAUGUAUUCUAAUUUCUAAAUGUGUCCUUACUAGUCAGAGAGUAAAAGACACUGUAUCAUUCGUACUGUCAACUUAACAGGCCCAUUUUUAUCAUUUUAAAAUGCAAUCUGUCCCGUUUUUAUUUACAUAAUUACAUGUGACCUGAUGC
Acanthaster planci (crown-of-thorns starfish) is the source of this 1059-nucleotide messenger RNA. Its product is annotated as 4-galactosyl-N-acetylglucosaminide 3-alpha-L-fucosyltransferase FUT6-like. NCBI's taxonomy places the organism in Eukaryota, Metazoa, Echinodermata, Asteroidea, Valvatida, Acanthasteridae. Gene Ontology annotation, molecular function: alpha-(1->3)-fucosyltransferase activity. The record is from RefSeq and is a predicted model, not a curated record. Gene Ontology annotation, cellular component: membrane.